GGCACAAUUUGGGUGGAAAGGAUGUCUCCCUCGGCUGCUUUGGCUCGGCGGUGGAGGCGGCGGUGGCGUACGCGCGGGCGGUCGGCGAGGAGGGGUCGGCGCCGCCGCCGCGCCCCGCGAAGCGCCCGCGCGAGUCUGCCGCUGCGCCCGCGCCAGAGCCCACCGCCCCUUCCUCCGCUCCCGCCGCCGCCGCCGCCGCCGCCGCCUCCUUUGCCCCGCCCGCGCCCUCCCUGCCUCCGAGCCGCCUCUUCGAGCUCCUGCCCGACGGCCGCACCGUCCACAAAGAGGCGCCUCCCGACAAUGGCGGCAUGGCGGCCGUCGCCGACGCGCUCGGGCGCAUCGGGCUACAGUCCUACGUCGCCGCGUUUGACUCCGAGGGCUUCGACGACAUCGACUUUCUGCUCGGGCUGGACAGAGCCGAGCGGGCCGCUGUGGCGACGGCGACGGGCAUGGAUGCCAAACCGGGGCACGCGGGGAAGUGGGUCAGGCGGCGUAGCAGCAGCCACGCUGCCGCCCAACUUCCGUAUCCCGCCACCAACAAACCCGGCAGCGUCGGAGGGCCGCCAGUCUUACGGACCACCGCGAGCGCGCCGCAGCAAAAGCCCGCCAGCGCAAGCACGCCCUUUAUGCACGAGGUCAAAAACUGGUCCAAGGCUGCGCUGCUCGACCCGCCAGCUGAAGGAGCAGCGCGGCGCACGAGCCAGAGGCUCAGAGGCACUCCGGUGGGAGCCGUGGAGAAGACGGCUGCGAGAAGCGGCGAGCUCGAGCGGGCCGCUGCCGAGACGGCGAUGAGCACGAGCAUCGAGACGACCAGGUCCAUCGCCGCUGCUCCACCGCCGCCCCCACGCAGCCGCAUCGCCUUGCGCUGCUGCUCCUCGCGGAGCUCGUCGGCGGUCGGAUUGUACGUGAUUAUGCCAGCUAGAAGAGCCAGCGUCGGCACCGUGAGGAGGGUCACAAAGAGCCGCCUCGACGACUCGGGGACGGUGACCGUCUCCUCAGCAGGCGAGUAG
This is a messenger RNA of Emiliania huxleyi CCMP1516, 1010 nucleotides long. RefSeq lists its product as hypothetical. The transcript is spliced from 2 exons. The record is from RefSeq and is a predicted model, not a curated record. Lineage: Eukaryota; Haptophyta; Isochrysidales; Noelaerhabdaceae. The annotation marks the transcript as partial.